Molecule: messenger RNA, 1115 nt
Organism: Aspergillus steynii IBT 23096
Lineage: Eukaryota; Fungi; Ascomycota; Eurotiomycetes; Eurotiales; Aspergillaceae
Exons: 1
Coding region: 6-1076 (356 amino acids)
Molecular function (GO): acyltransferase activity, transferring groups other than amino-acyl groups
Source: RefSeq, a predicted model, not a curated record
CGAACAUGCCCCAGAAGCUCCUCUUCAUUCCUGCGCCGGCUCCGGAAGAAGCCCCAGUGACGGGGGUCCCCGCCCUGACAGUCCAGCUCAACUUCAUUGACGGGGGGUUGCUGAUGGGACUAUCGUGGCAUCACACCGUGGGAGAUGCCUACAGUCUCAAUCUCCUGCUACGCACCUGGGCCCACCACACCCGCCUGGUUCUCGACGACGGUAUCGUGGGCACUCCGGCGACCGCCGUGGACACGAGCUUGGAGCGAUGGAGACUUGACAUUGGGUCUCCCAAUCCUACCGUCGACGCUCUAUCCGAUUAUGUCGCUGAUCCGACGGCUCGAUCCCCCAGCCACCCCGACCAUGUUCACUUGCUGGAUCGAUCCGAUCGUCCCUGCGCCGAUUGCGUGAUGGUGACUUACUAUUUCAGCGCAGCCGGCCUGAAUUCCCUACGCCAGAUGCUCGCAGCAGCCAUACCAGAGCACGAUGUGGCCUUCACUCGGAGUGAGGCAUUAGCAGCGCUUAUAUGGAAGCACCUGAGCCUUGCUAGGCGCUUGCCCAUGGACGCCGGGUCGGAGACGUCCCUCUUCACGACGCGCCUGAACUUUCGUAGUCGGAUGAAGCCUCCCCUGCCCAACAGCUUCGUCGGCAACAUCAACACGCCAAACGCCCGAUGGCGUCUUCCUCUGACGGAGGUGUGCCAGCCGUCCACUCCUCAGUCCCUGGCGACACUGGCCCGCGGAAUUCGGUCUGCCAUUAAUGCCUUGGGCGAGCCGGACGUACGCACAGCCAUCGGGCUGGCAAACAGCCUCCCAGCAGCGACCGAGCUGACCGACAAUUAUAAUCUUUUCCCAGGUCCGGAUCUCAGCUUGACGGAUAUAUCUGAGCUGGGAAUCCUGCGCGAAGACUGGGGCCGGCUGUUGCAUCCCACUGUGCUCCGUGCCUAUAGCCGUGAAAGGGGCCUGGUCUACGUCUUGCCCCAGGAUCAGGACGGAGGAUGUGAAGUGCAGAUCCAGUGCGAGCCGGAUGCGGUCCAGAGGUUGAAUGCUGACGAGGUGUUUGGUCGCUACGCCCGGUUUCUCGGAUGAUUUUCUGCGUUCCAGUCUAUCUAUACUGAGUGUCAUGGC